AUGAACGAUCAUCUUAAAAGUCGCAUCACGCCCGCUCCGUCCUCGAAGUAUUUGACCGCCUUUCGCACCCGUUUCGGAACUUUCCGCUGGAAAGUCCUCCCGUUCGGUCUGAAGGUAGGUCCCGCCUGGUUCCAGCAGUUUAUCAACGCGCAGCUUCACGAUCUCCUCGACCGGUGCGCCAGCGCCUACGCAGAUGACGUCCUGAUCUACUCGGAUAAAGAAGAAGACCACUGGAAAGACUGUCAAGAAGUGAUCUGGCGACUCCAUCAGGCCAACCUCCAGGGAGACAUCAAGAAGUCUAGAUUUAACGUGACCAAGGUUGACUACCUCGGCGUUCUGCUUGAAGCCGGUGUGGGCCUUAGUGUCGACCCUCGGAAAGUUCGAUCGAUACAAGACUGGAAGUUUGAAGACCUCCGAGACCGCACCGCGAUCCGAUCAUUCGUUGGCCUAUGCAACUUCAUCCGUGUUUUCUGCUACCACGCCUCCGGAGUGGCAGAACCCUUGAACCGGUUGCUUAAGAAGGAUGUUGCCUUUGUGAUGGGCCCGGAGCAACGCGAAGCAUUUGAUCAACUCAAGCGCCUGGCUAUCGAAGCCCCGGUCCUCGCCUUCUUUAGACCAGAACUGCCGACCCGACUGGAGACCGAUGCCUCCCGGAAUGCCACAGCUGGUGUUCUAUGGCAGGAACAGCCUGAUCAGACCUGGAAGCCCGUUGAUUCUUCUCUAAGACCAUGA
This is a messenger RNA of Hirsutella rhossiliensis, 732 nucleotides long. Its product is annotated as reverse transcriptase (RNA-dependent DNA polymerase) domain-containing protein. NCBI's taxonomy places the organism in Eukaryota, Fungi, Ascomycota, Sordariomycetes, Hypocreales, Ophiocordycipitaceae. The record is from RefSeq and is a predicted model, not a curated record. The transcript has 2 exons. The coding region runs from base 1 to 732 and encodes 243 amino acids.